AUGACUGAAUCCACAGUUGCUGCGGGAGCUGCUGCUGAUCCUGCUGCUCCUACCGAAUCAAAGGACUCUUCCGUAGCUCAGGCCACCGUCACUCUGAGUUCAACAACAACACCAACAACAACAACAACAACACCAAUACCAACAUCAAAACCCCAGCCACAAUACAGUCCCAAGAUAAUCACUUCUUUGGACUGUAAGUUGUUACAAUAUCAAUAUGGGAUUUAUAAAUUGGAAAAUUUCAUCACCAGUUUAAAGCGGUUACAUAGUUCAACUACGGAAAUUCCAAUGAUCCAUUAUAUCGUCUUGCUAACAGGAAGUGUCUUUGCCAUCAAUGAUAAAUCAUUUGAUUCAAGAUUUGACAAGCUAGCCAAUUUCAGACCAAUACAGAUUGGUACUGUCAACAUUGCUCCAAAUGUGUCUCAUAUCCCCUACGACAUCCCUGAUUUACCUGUACUGGCACUAGAUGACUUCCCAUCACUCGAAGAUGCAUUAAAGUGUUUAAAGCAGGUUGAGAUUUUGACUCAAGUUUGUUUAUCAGGAUACAAGAAAAGAUUGGAAUUGGCCAGAGGGGAUAAAGAAAACUCAACAAAGGGUACUAAUCUUGAAACGUAUUACUCCAAGGUGGAUUCUAUAAUCUCGCAUGACAUAUUCCAUCAGGAUAUUGAUCUUCAAUUGAAUGAUGUAUCAUUUCCUAUAACCGACGAUCAACAAUCAAAUAUUCAACAUUAUGAGGAAGCUUCAUUGAUCGAUAUGGAUCUCAAAGAGUUGUUUGUAAUUAUCCAGCAGAUGGAGAAACUGUUGGCCAAGUUGAAACCAGAGAUCAACACAUUGAAAAAGUCCCAAGUUGAUGAUUCUUUUGCCCUACACAAGAUUUUCCUUCUCACCUCCAGAUUGAAUGAAAUUUACACCAUUGUACGAAGAUUCGGUCGAAAAAUUUACCUUUCCAAUCAUCAGCAUCUUGUUGAUGCCAAAUUCUUGCAUCAUUGUCCCAAUGCCGCCUAUUUCAAGACCAAUGUAUUGAAAAAUAUGGAUGACUACUACAAUUCAAUGAAGAAAAAUGGUACACUUAUUGCAAAUAUUACAAGACUCAUACGCCAAGAUACCAGAUUGGAAAUAAACAGCAAGAAUGUCAGCACACACAUUAAUUUCGUCGUUCAAGGUUUGAACGUUACUGAAAAAUGUCUAAAUGUGCUAAAAGAGUUUGGCUUAUCUUGGAUUGUUUCUGAAAGAAAGUUUCGAAAUGUUUACAAUUUACCAAAGGGAAAUCUAAACAAAAUCUUCGAAAGUGUAAGCGAGUUGAAACCUAAACCACCACCACAAGCAAAAGUAGCAUCAAAGACACAACAGCCAUUGACUUUGAAACCAAGUAGCCAUCAAACUUCAGCCAUGGAAAGGCAUUUGAAAAGUUUAGACUUGAAUGAUAAUGGUGGAGGAAGACGAUCUCGGUCCUCAUCAACUUCCAGUGUCAAUAGUAAUGGCAGCAAUUCAUCCACUCCAUCCUCGGGAUUGAUGAGAAGAGGUUCAUUGACGUCACCUAAUAAGGGGGUUUCAACUUCAAGGGUUACUUCACCAAGAGCCAGACCCAACUCAAUGUUGUUUCAGCAACAACAACAUAAUUCCUCAACGUCAAGUCUUGAGAAUGGAGACGCUGGUGAUGGGAAGGCAGCGACUAGCAUACUGGUAAGUCAGAAUGCAAAAAUUCAAGGUCGUCAGAGAUCGAAUUCACAUCCACUUGCAAAUGAAGUCAUAGCCACGUCGGGCGCAGCAGCAGCUUUGAAAGCAAGCGGGACAAAAGCCGCUUCUCCUUACAAGCAACUGCAGCAGCAACAGAAAAAGCAAGAGCAGGGAAAUGCCGAUGUACAACAAAAUCAGUCACAACAACGCAGCCCGCAAAGAGCACAACUGCCCCCGCAAACAGAAACCAACGCAAAAGUCUUGAAUGGAGAUUCCUAUAGCUCCAUCACAAAGAAGUUGCUAGCUGUUAGUGAAGAAAGCACCGAAGAGGAUGCUUCCUCAGGUGUGAGACGUUCUGCUUCACAAAGACUUCAACAACAUAUUAGGGAUGCGGCGAAAUCAGGCGACAUGAUGACAACACAAAGGGAAACAUUCAACUCUGUUGUGUAUGAUCCCAAUCAGUCAAACCAACUUCACAUGAAGCGAUACAUUGAUAGACCAAAAACAACUGAGUCGCAGUCCCCGGAGCCUACGUUAUCGCACCCUCCCUCUCUGGCAACAACUGUAAACUCAACUUCAACCGAGGCUGCUCAUGCAAAGACUCAAAGACAGCCAUUACUUAGAACAAGGGAUCAAGUGACCCGAAACAAUACCCAGAGGAAUAGUUUCAUUCCUGAUGUACCAACAAAGGCGCUGGCGGUGGAUAGCCAACCUGUUUCACAGGAUAAUUCUUCCAAUUCAACUGCCGCUUCCUCGUCCACCUUGGGUAGCAGCGUUGAAGACAUACCGCAAGCUGGGCCAGCACCAACCACGACAACUUCCAUUUCUCAGAGCGAGACCAGCACUGAUGUAGUGUCUGGAUUGGACGAUCAAACCACUUUGAUUGUCGGUACCACCAAUGAAGGUGCAACAUCAGUCACCCAAUCCACCCCACCGAUAAUCAAAAAAGUUCGAUUCACUGGAGUUCCCGAGUAUACCGCUGCUGAGGAUGCACCAACAAAGUAUUCGCAUGCGAUAUUGAGAAAUUUUGCAGUUUUCCGCUCACCUUCCAAGACGAACAAGGAACGCAAACACUAUUUCACCAAGAGUGAUCAAUUGCUAAAGGAAGAAAGCUUGUCAUUUAGAGCUAAUCAAACAUUGAACGAGGGUGAGCCAGUCUUGCCAUCGCAGGUGAUGCCACAACCAAUUCCUCCAGUGUCGACUACAAAGAGGGGGUUGGGAUUGUCCAAAUUUAGGUUCAAACUGCUGUAA
This is a messenger RNA of Lodderomyces theae, 2925 nucleotides long. Its product is annotated as protein phosphatase regulator. The transcript has a single exon. NCBI's taxonomy places the organism in Eukaryota, Fungi, Ascomycota, Pichiomycetes, Serinales, Debaryomycetaceae. Bases 1 to 2925 code for a protein of 974 amino acids. The record is from RefSeq and is a predicted model, not a curated record.